AUGAUCAAAACAAGACCACCAGUAGGGCAGAUGUCAUCCGUAGUUGCUCCUGCUAAAGCUUCAAGUGCAAUGGGACCAAAAGAAGUUGAAUUAAUUCUUGUCAAGGAGCAAAAUGGAGUUCAGCUUACUAAUUCUGCCUUGGUCAGUCCAGCUCAAACUAACACCGAGACUGAAGAAAGAGAGACGUGGAGUAAAAAGAUUGAUUUUCUUCUUUCUGUUAUUGGGUUUGCAGUGGAUUUAGCCAAUGUCUGGAGAUUUCCAUACCUGUGUUACAAAAAUGGAGGAGGUGCUUUCCUGGUGCCAUACAUUUUUUUCAUGGUUAUUGCUGGGAUGCCCCUCUUCUACAUGGAGCUCGCCUUAGGGCAAUUUAACAGGGAAGGAGCAGCAGGAGUUUGGAAGAUUUGUCCUAUUCUCAAAGGGGUUGGAUUUACAGUUAUUCUGAUCUCACUAUAUGUUGGAUUUUUUUAUAAUGUGAUUAUUGCUUGGGCACUGCAUUACCUAAUCUCUUCAUUCACCUCUGAGCUACCAUGGAUUCACUGCAACAACUCCUGGAACAGUCCAAAUUGUUCUGAGACCAUCUACUUCAACUUCAGUGAUGAAAACUUUUUUGACAUGAGCUAUACAUAUAAAGUCACACCUGCAGCAGAGUACUUUGAACGAGGUGUUCUACAUCUUCAUGAAAGCCAAGGAAUCAAUGACUUGGGUUUGCCCCGUUGGCAGCUAACAGUCUGUCUUGUUGGGGUAAUCGUAUUACUUUACUUCAGUUUAUGGAAAGGAGUUAAGACAUCAGGGAAGGUUGUGUGGAUUACAGCCACUAUGCCUUACGUGGUCCUCACUGCACUGCUUCUUCGUGGUGUCACUCUUCCUGGAGCAAUUGAUGGCAUUAAGGCAUAUCUAAGUGUUGACUUUCUUCGACUAUGUGAGGCAUCGGUUUGGAUUGAUGCAGCAACACAGAUUUGUUUCUCGCUUGGUGUUGGUUUUGGUGUGCUAAUCGCAUUUUCCAGUUACAAUAAGUUCACUAACAACUGCUAUAGAGAUGCAAUAAUUACUACUUCUGUCAACUCCUUGACAAGUUUUUUCUCAGGUUUUGUAAUUUUUUCCUUCCUUGGAUACAUGUCUCAAAAACACAAUGUCCCUAUUGGUGAUGUAGCAAAAGAUGGGCCAGGCCUUAUAUUUAUCAUCUAUCCGGAAGCCAUUGCUACACUUCCACUUUCUUCAGUUUGGGCCGUAAUAUUUUUCAUUAUGCUUCUCACACUUGGAAUCGACAGUGCAAUGGGAGGGAUGGAAUCUGUCAUCACUGGCCUUAUUGAUGAAUUUAAAUUUCUACACAAACAUCGGGAGCUCUUUACACUUUUUAUCGUUAUAUCGACCUUCCUGGUAUCUCUUUUCUGCGUGACCAAUGGUGGAAUUUAUGUCUUUACACUUCUGGACCAUUUUGCUGCAGGGACGUCUAUCCUAUUUGGAGUACUUUUUGAAGCAAUUGGAAUUGCGUGGUUUUAUGGUGUUGGCCGAUUCAGUGAUGAUAUCCAAGAAAUGAUUGGGAAAAGACCAGGCCUGUACUGGAGACUUUGUUGGAAGUUUGUCAGCCCAUGUUUUCUCCUGUUUGUGGUUGUGGUCAGCAUUGUAACAUUCAGACCUCCUAACUAUGGAAGUUACGUAUUCCCGCAGUGGGCAAACGUUGUUGGCUGGCUAGUUGCCAUUUCAUCCAUGUCUCUGGUACCUAUUUACGCCAUCUAUAAGUUAUGUAGCCUUCCUGGAUCCUUCAGAAAGAGAGUUGCUUACGCAAUAACACCCGAAAAAGAUCAUGCACUGAUAGAAGAGGGUGAAGUGCAGCAAUUUACUGUUAGUUUUCCCGGAGCCUUUUACCAUCUGUUGGCAUUCCGUUUCUCUGUUCUGGAAGCCGGAUCCUCACAGCAAGCCUCAUUACGUCAUCAGCUACGGCCGGACUGCUUCUAG
This is a messenger RNA of Bombina bombina (fire-bellied toad), 1956 nucleotides long. It is a transcript of the gene SLC6A3, whose product is annotated as solute carrier family 6 member 3. Bases 1 to 1956 code for a protein of 651 amino acids. Lineage: Eukaryota; Metazoa; Chordata; Amphibia; Anura; Bombinatoridae. Gene Ontology annotation, biological process: dopamine uptake involved in synaptic transmission; sodium ion transmembrane transport. Gene Ontology annotation, molecular function: dopamine:sodium symporter activity; norepinephrine:sodium symporter activity. Gene Ontology annotation, cellular component: neuron projection; presynaptic membrane; neuronal cell body membrane. The transcript is spliced from 14 exons. The record is from RefSeq and is a predicted model, not a curated record.